Molecule: messenger RNA, 2539 nt
Organism: Engraulis encrasicolus (European anchovy)
Lineage: Eukaryota; Metazoa; Chordata; Actinopteri; Clupeiformes; Engraulidae
Product: protein NLRC3-like
Exons: 6
Coding region: 170-2476 (768 amino acids)
Biological process (GO): intracellular signal transduction
Molecular function (GO): protein binding
Source: RefSeq, a predicted model, not a curated record
GAGAGAGAGAGAGAGAGAGAGAGAGAGAGAGAGAGAGAGAGAGAGAGAGAGAGAGAGAGAGAGAGAGAGGGAGAGAGAGAGAGAGAGAGAGAGAGAGAAAGAGGUUAAAAAUGAUUUGGUACACUCCGGCAGUGUUGCACAGCAGAGAUCCAAUGGUCAACACAAGGAAAUGGAUAAUGGCACAGAAGAGGUGGAAGACAGAGGAAACAAAGAGGGGUGUUCUGCACAACAGAGAUGCAAACAGAUGCAAAAUCAUAAAAUCCUUCUAAAGGAAACAUUUCAGUUUUUCACUGAGGGAAUCACAAAGCAGAAAAAACGCACUCUCCUCAAUGAGAUCUACACAGAGGUCUACAUCACAGAGGGGGGCAGUGGAGAGGUCAAUAGUGAACAUGAGGUCAGACAUAUUGAGGCAGCAUCCAAGAGAUCAGCUACGUUUGAAAAACCAAUCAAAUGCAAUGACAUCUUUAAACCUCUACCUGGACAAGAAAGGGACAUUAGAACCGUGCUCACAAAUGGAGUGGCUGGCAUUGGGAAAACAGUAUCUGUGCAGAAAUUAAUUCUGGACUGGGCUGAAGAAAAAGCGAAUCAGGAUGUUCACUUCAUAUUUCCUCUUCCUUUCCGUGAGCUUAAUCUAAUUCAGGAGGAAAAGGUCAGUGUAGUGGAUCUGAUUACCAAGUUCUUUUGUGACCUCAAAGAUUUCAGUUUUUUCACUGAUGGCAACUGCAAAGUGCUGUUCAUCUUAGAUGGUCUGGAUGAGUGUCGUAUUCCUCUCCAUUUCUGUUCCAACCCAAAGUGUUAUGAUAUAACAGAGGCAGCCACAAUGUCCACUUUGCUGACAAACCUUAUUGAGGGGAAUCUCCUGCCCUCUGCUCUCCUCUGGAUCACCUCCAGACCAGCUGCAGCCAGUCAGAUCCCUUCCCAGUGGUUGGACCAGGUGACAGAGGUAAGAGGCUUCAAUGACCCCGGGAAGGAGGAGUACUUCAGGAAGAGAGUCAGUGAUGAGAACCUGGCUAAAAGAAUCAUCACACACCUAAAGUCAUCCAGGAGCCUAUACAUCAUGUGCCACAUUCCUAUCUUCUGCUGGAUUGCAGCCACUGUACUACAGAGAAUAUUGGCAGAAAUAGAAAAAGGAGAGAUCCCGAAGACUCUGACUCAAAUGUACACACACUUCCUGCUCAUUCAGACACACGAAAAAAGGAAGUACACACACAGAAAUGAAACAGACAAAGGGAUGAUUUUCAAACUGGGGAGACUUGCAUUUCAGCAGCUGCAGAAUGGCAAUCUCAUCUUCUAUGAGAAGGACCUGAAAGAGUGUGGCAUUGACGUCACAGAGGCAUCGGUGUACUCAGGAGUGUGUACCCUGAUCUUCAGAGAGGAGGCUGGAUUGUACCAGAGUAAAGUGUUCUGCUUUGUGCAUCUCAGCAUUCAGGAGCACCUUGCUGCAUUAUAUGUCCACUUCCAGCUCAUCAUCCAGAUGAAAAAUGUCAUGAAACCAGCCAACCCAUCCUUGUAUGAGCUGCACAAGACUGCAGUUGAUCUGGCCUUGCAGAGCAAAAAUGGACAUCUGGAUCUUUUCCUCCGCUUUCUUCUGGGCCUCUCACUUGAGAGCAAUCAGAAUCUAUUGAGAGCCCUGCUGCCACAGACAAAUAUCCAAUCACAAUGGAGCACAGAUGAAACUAUCCAGUACAUCAAGAGGAAGAUCGGGAAGAAUCCCUCCUCAGAGAAAUGCAUGACUCUGUUUCACUGUCUCCAGGAGCUGAAUGACCAGUCCUUGGUAGGGGAAAUCCAACGCUACCUGGGUUCAGGGGGUCUAGAGGGAGCCAAACUCUCCCCUGUACAGUGGUCAGCCGUGGUGUUUGUGCUGCUGACCUCGGAAGAGCAACUGGAUAUGUUUGAGCUGACUAAAUAUGGAAGAUCAGAGGAAUGUCUGCUGAGGUUGAUGCCUGUAGUCAAGGCCUCCAGAUCAGCUCAAUUGCGCAACUGUGGCCUGACAAGUAAAAGCUGUUCCUCUCUGGCUUCAGCCCUCAACUCAGGCUCAAGUCUCAGACAGCUUGACUUGAGUGGCAAUCAUCUGCUGGACACAGGAGUGGCACUUCUUCAUUGUGCAUUAACAAAUCCACUAUGUCAACUGGAGACACUACAAUUGCGCAACUGUGAGCUGACAGAGAAAAGCUGUUCUUCACUAGCUACAGCCCUCAACUCAGGUUCAAGUCUCAGACACCUGGACCUGAGUUUCAACAAUUUGCUGGACACAGGAGUGACACUUCUAAGUUCUGCGUUAAGAAAUUCACUCUGUCAACUAGAGACACUACGGCUGAGUUACUGUAAGCUGACAGAGAAAAGCUGUUCCUCUCUGGCUUUAUCCCUCAGAUCAGGAUCAAGACUGAUGCACUUGGAUCUAAAUGGCAAUAAUCUGUUGGACUCAGAUAUUGAGGUUCUCUCUCUGAUAUUCAGAGGUGCAAACUGCAAUCCUUAGAAUAUCAUGCUGAAGUGAUGGACUUGUUGCUGAUAGACAUUUUUGCUGAAGGUUGCGGAAAAC